This is a messenger RNA of Colletotrichum karsti, 1680 nucleotides long. RefSeq names its product major facilitator superfamily transporter. Gene Ontology annotation, molecular function: transmembrane transporter activity. The record is from RefSeq and is a predicted model, not a curated record. The transcript has 2 exons. Gene Ontology annotation, biological process: transmembrane transport. The coding region runs from base 1 to 1680 and encodes 559 amino acids. Gene Ontology annotation, cellular component: membrane. NCBI's taxonomy places the organism in Eukaryota, Fungi, Ascomycota, Sordariomycetes, Glomerellales, Glomerellaceae.
AUGCCACGUUUAUCAGACGAGGUGGAGGCCGCGCACCUCAUGGGGGCCGAGUACCCGGAUCUGGAAGGCCUGCCGGCCGACGCCGCCCCGGCACCGGGGACCUUCCGGGCUUUCCAGCACACGCGGCCGAAAUGGAGCAGGUCGCCACCGCGGUUUGGCGGAUGGACCGGUGGCCGGGCCGGCGGCGCCCUCUGGGCUCUAGGGGUGCGCAUCAACGAUGCGCUGCUGCAGUUCCAGGUCCGCUCGCCCCGGGCUGUCAUUCUCCUGCUGUCACUUCUCAAGUUUUCCAUCACGACGAGCGGCACGCUGCUCAUGAUCCCGAUGCUGCGGCUCAUCGAGGAUGACAUCUGCCACAAGCAUUAUAGACUUCCUCAUGACCAGAAGAUCCCCGAGAUGAAGUGUAAGGUCGAUGAAGUGCAGAAAGCCAUGGCGUGGCUGUUCGGUUGGCAGUCCCUCCUCGGUGCAAUCGUCAACAUGCUCGUCGCGUUUCCUUACGGCAUUCUCUCAGACAGGAUCGGACGUAAAGCAGUCCUCAUACUAUCCUUCCUGGGCACCGUCCUCUCCUUCAGCUGGGCUCCUCUGAUGCUGUCAUUCUUCCCCGAGCUCAACAUCUACUUCCUCUUCGUCGGCAUGAUCUUCGGCUUCAUCGGCGGCGGCAUCGUCGUCAUGUUCAACAACGUCUACGCCAUGGCCGCCGACGUGAGCACGGACAAGGACCGCGCCUCCAACUUCGUCUACAUGUCCGCCGGCGCCGUCAUCGGCGGCCUCAUCGGGCCCGUCACGGCCGGCUACCUGAUGGAGAAGUACGGCCCCUGGAUCCCGAUCCGCCUCGUCUUCUUCCUCAUGCCCUUCAUCUUCCUCACCAUGGUCCUCCUCCCCGAGACCCUCCGCGUCAAGGCGGACGGGCCCCAGAAGCCGCAGCCGCCCCUGCUCGACGCCGUCAGGGAGUCCUUCCGCAACGGCCUGCGCGAGCUGCAGCAGUCCGUGGGCAUCCUCAAGAACCGCAACAUCCUCUUCUGUCUCACGCCCUCCCUCCUGCACGGCGCCAUCAUGUCCGCGCACUCCAGCACGCUCUCCCAGUACGUGAGCAAGCACUUCGGCUGGACCCUCGCCCAGACGUCCUACCUCCUCUCGCCCCUGGGCUUCCUGCACCUCGGAAUCCUCUUCGUGCUCCCCUGGCUCGCGAAGAACCUGACCGACCCGCGCGGCCGCUUCCGCUGCACGGCGUUCGGCAAGGACGCGCUCCUCGCCAAGGGGUCGUACCUGAUGAUCGCGCUCGGCGCCUUCAUCGAGGGCUGCAGCUGGGAGAUCGUCGUCUUCGUGCUGGGUCUCAUGGUGGGCACCUUCGGCUCGGCCAGCGCGCCGCUGGUGCGCGCCAUGAUCACGGAGUUCGUGGACCCGGAGCACACGUCGCGGCUGUAUGCCCUGACCAGCAUGGUCGACACCCUGGGCUCGCCGCUGGGCGGGCCGGUGCUGGCGUGGACGUUUUCGGUGGGAUUGGAGAAGAAGGGCGGGUGGAGGGGGUUGCCGUGGUUCUACGUCUCAAUGCUGGCCGUGAUCGUAUGGGCGGCGUUGAUGCUCGUGAACGAACCGAGGAAGAAGGGCCCGAUUCACUUGGCGAGCCACGACGGGGAUGUCGAGGGGAUGGACUACGAAUCAGAAGCGGAAGAUGAGCUGUGA